AUCGGCCAACCGGCCAUUACGUUCCAUGUAGUCGUCAUGCUGAAAGCUAUACACAGAUCGUUUCACAAGGUUGUAAAUUCUGGAGUAAAAUCUGUUGGUGAAAUGGGUGAUUUGUCAUUUCCAGCUACUUUGAGAGAAUUUGGCUACGAUUUUGAUGGAGGCGGAAAACUUCGAAAACUUGAUCCAGAAUCCGGUAACAUCACCCAUGAACCGUUUGAGUUCAAUGUAUCGGACGAUCACGCGUUCAAUCAAAAGAGAUACGAAGCUCUUGGUCAGAUAAUCGACAAUUACGUAUACGAUAUUUUGGAAAAGGACGCGGGCUUGACCAGAUUACCAGUUCCCGGAAAUUCUGCUUCAUUAAAAACACCUGAAUUAUCUUCAUUCAUAUUCGCGAGUCCUGAUGCCCUGAUCAAUGAAAAAUUGAUGAUUUUAAUCCACGGCAGCGGUGUCGUCCGAGCUGGGCAAUGGGCUAGACGUUUAAUCAUCAACGACAGUCUGAGAACUGGAACGCAAUUACCCUAUAUCAAACGAGCCAAAGAACUGGGCUACGGUGUAAUGGUUCUAAAUACCAACGACAACCUGCGUAAUGUCGAUGGAAAACAAUUGGAAAUUCCAGGCAGCGAAGAUCCUCACAAACAUUUCGAUACCGUUUGGAAAGAUUACGUUAAAGAUUCGAAGGCUAAACACGUUGCCAUAGUUGCCCACAGUUACGGUGGAGUUUGCGUAGUUAAAUUCGCUUCGGACAAUCCUCAAGAUUUCCAGGACAGGGUGUUCGCCGUCGGUUUGACGGAUUCCGUUCACACGACGCCAAGGUCUUCCGAAGCGGAAACGAAACACAUGUUAAAGGUGGCGCGAAAUUGGGUAUCCUCAACGAAGCCCCUCGACACCCCAGAACGUACGCCGAACGGUGAAAUUGAACGUUGUUCAGCCGGUCACGAAACCCACGAAAUGACGUCAUCGUCCUGCAUGGAAUCGCUUUUCGAUUUUAUCGAACGACUUUACAACGAUAAAGUGCAAAAUACAGAUCGUCCCAAUUAAAAUAUCAGAUUUACGGAAUUUGUACCUACCCCAUACGAGUGUUAUGCAAACUUUUCCUUUUUGUUUUUCUUUAAUACAAUGAAGAAAAAGUAUGCAAAUUUUCCAACCACAUCACAUACGGCAAAAUUAAUAAAGCCGACCAAUUUCUCUUUUCAUUCGCGUGUAAUUAUUUGUAACUUUUCAAUUAAUUAAAUUAAAUUUGUACAAAUAAAAA
Messenger RNA from Athalia rosae (coleseed sawfly), 1252 nucleotides. RefSeq names its product FAM172 family protein homolog CG10038. The coding region runs from base 37 to 1038 and encodes 333 amino acids. The record is from RefSeq and is a predicted model, not a curated record. NCBI's taxonomy places the organism in Eukaryota, Metazoa, Arthropoda, Insecta, Hymenoptera, Athaliidae. Gene Ontology annotation, molecular function: siRNA binding. Gene Ontology annotation, cellular component: nucleus. Gene Ontology annotation, biological process: regulatory ncRNA-mediated heterochromatin formation. The transcript has 7 exons.